Molecule: messenger RNA, 207 nt
Organism: Opisthorchis viverrini
Lineage: Eukaryota; Metazoa; Platyhelminthes; Trematoda; Opisthorchiida; Opisthorchiidae
Exons: 1
Coding region: 1-207 (68 amino acids)
Source: RefSeq, a predicted model, not a curated record
AUGACCGAGCACUCGGCACACAGCAUUCCAUCCCAACACAGCAUAGUUGGCCUGGAUAAUUCCAGUCCCCAGCUGGAAGAGCUACCGCUAGAGUUGACAAGGUCCAGCCAGACUAUCCACCAGUCCAGACCCUCAACAAAGCCUUCCAGCCUCAAGAGUCAUUCGGGAUUCAACAUUGAAGAUCUGAUUGGAUCACCCAAACCGUGA